AUGUUCCAACGCGAAUUAUCGGACGACGAAGUGAUCGAAUAUUGUCUAUCUUGCGAUGAGAGUCAACUCCUCGGAGGAGGAAAGUAUGGCAACCGGAUUGUCAGAAUCUCCGAUACACAAGUGGUUAAGUUUGGUCGGGGUGUUUCAUACUAUGAAGCGGUCAAUCAACAGAGGGCACUGGAGAUUGUAGAUCCUCAGAUUGUGAAAAUCCCCCGAGUUCAAAGGUUUUUCAAUGACAGCGAUGGGUGGGGAUACAUGGUGAUGGAAUUCAUCAAGGGUGAAAUCCUCCAGUCACUCACUAAAUCCCACAUCGAGAAAGUGGCCAUUAUCCUUCAGCAUUUCAGCACCAUCACAAGCAACGUCGCAGGAAGUCUUAGUGGAGGACCCUCAACAGGCCUCCUCUGGCCGGAAACAAAUGAUCUGAUCAUUAACAGCGUAUCCGACAUCGAAGAUUGGUUCAAUAGUCGACUUUUUCCAGCUCAAGGCCUGGGUCAGGUCACUCUCCAACACUGCGAAUUGGUCCUCUGUCAUCUUGACAUUUCCCCUAGAAACAUCAUCUGGCAGGACGACGGUACUGUGUAUUUCUUGGACUGGGCCAGCGCCGGAUUCUAUCCUCGAUUACUUGAAUUUGUCAGCCAGUGGAUUGUCGAAGGCAAAGAUGGAGCUUUCCAUACUAUGCUGCUACAGGCCAUGGCUCCGCUGUCAGAGGUCGACAUGGAACAGAAGGCACCAAUCUGCCAGGCCUUAUAUAACAACCAGAAGUACUCAUUGACAUUAUCCACAUUGUUGACAAGGGACUGGGGUUAUUGGGUCCAAUCCCCGAUUUUUCUCUCGUAG
Paecilomyces variotii is the source of this 837-nucleotide messenger RNA. RefSeq names its product kinase-like domain-containing protein. The record is from RefSeq and is a predicted model, not a curated record. Bases 1 to 837 code for a protein of 278 amino acids. NCBI's taxonomy places the organism in Eukaryota, Fungi, Ascomycota, Eurotiomycetes, Eurotiales, Thermoascaceae. The transcript has 2 exons.